Molecule: messenger RNA, 1263 nt
Organism: Tigriopus californicus
Lineage: Eukaryota; Metazoa; Arthropoda; Copepoda; Harpacticoida; Harpacticidae
Gene: Taf8
Product: transcription initiation factor TFIID subunit 8-like
Exons: 1
Coding region: 162-1181 (339 amino acids)
Biological process (GO): transcription initiation at RNA polymerase II promoter
Cellular component (GO): transcription factor TFIID complex
Molecular function (GO): protein heterodimerization activity
Source: RefSeq, a predicted model, not a curated record
UGGCCAAGAGCAACAACAUCCAGCCAAAAAGACAGUGAGAGUGCUGACAGUGCUGAGAGUGCUGACGGUUAGGUAUCCCGCCCAUCUGCAUCCCAUCCUCCACCUAUCUUGCUGCGUGGUCCAUCCCACCUGUUCCUGGGGGGGGUCGCGUCUACUCCACCAUGAUCCUGUCCGCGUCCGGAAUUUCCAAUUCCAGUAACAGUUUACCCGAUCCCUCGGUCACGGAGGAUAGUUAUCGCAAAUGUCUCAAGAUGGGAGUGGCCAAUAUCCUGUCCGAGGUGGGCUUCGACUCGACCACGCCCUUAGCCCUGGAGACGCUGUGCGAGUUGUUCCAGAGCUUUCUGGGGGAAUUGGGUCGCUCCAGUCGAGCCUACACGGAAUUAGCUUGUCGAGCCCACCCCUUGCACGCCGAUGUCUUAUUGGCUCUCAUAGAAAUGGGCGUACCCACGGAGGGCUUGUCGGCCUAUGCCUUCCGACCAGGCCGCAAAUCCUUAGCUAAUCCUCAACCCGCCCCGCCCAUCAAACAGACCUCCAUAUUACACACGGGCGAUCGGCCCGCCUCGUCCCGCUCGAAAGCCCGACAAGCGGGCGGAGAUUUUCUGCCCGAGCUGCCAGACUCCCACGCCUUUGUGCGCACGCCCACUCACAAACAGCCCGUGACGGAUUACGUUGGGGUCCGGGAAAAGGCUGCCUCGCAAAAGCGGGAUGUGGAACGGGCUCUCACCCGUUUCAUCGCCAAAACGGGUCAAACGCAUUCUCUAUUCAGUACCAACGAUACCAAUCUCUUUCCACUCAUCUCACCUGAGCGUCUCAUGCCCGAUCAGCCCUUGCUCCCCGCCUAUAUCAACGCCCUCUUGUUCAAGGACCAGGUCUUUGAGGAGGAUGAGCGGGAAUUUCAGCCCAAGAAGAAGAAGGAAGACGAUCCCUUGGAUGAUUCGGAUGACGAUGAUCCCCCUCCUCCCGUGCCAACGACGGAGAAGAUGAAAAGUUCGGACCCCAUCGAUUCGGAUUCCGAUGAAGAAGUCAAAGUUGAGCCGCCGCCUUCGGCCGCCGUGGUGCCCGUCCAGGAAUCACCUGUCAAACGGAACCGUAGAGAACACGAUGGGGUGAUUGAGAACCCGUUCCUAAAACCCGUCCGAAUGCCUCGAACCACGGCCACGCCCGUGAAACGAGCUCUGUGACGAAUUUUUGAGGGACCAAUAAACUGAUUGAAUAUCCACGGUUGUAAUCCCAUGGCAAAUAAUUGACAUUCCCAAUUUCCAG